AUGGGUCGCAAAUUCAACCACCCCCCUACCCAGGACAAGAACUUCGCCCACAUCCGUCACCAGCGAUCGGGCUCAGGAAGAUCGGACUCACCCCGCUCAAACAUGCAGCCACGAUCAUAUCGCGACCGACAUGAGCCCCCGUCACCGACUCCGACUCAAAGAAUGGCGAAGUCGGCCGCUACCAUUGGCAAGGGAGCGUCAACAACCCAGCCCAGCACAGGGCAAAACGCCACCUCAAAGCAGGCUUCAGGCACCGCCAGCGUUGAUAAUACUUCCCUCAUGCCGCCCACUGACAAUUCCGCCCCGCCAAAGCUGACUGCUGGAUUUGAUGUCUCGGCUCCGGAUUCGGGCAUUCUCACCGCCAGGCCAGCCCCGGCCGCUCCCGCGGCCGCAGUACCGGCUGUACCCCAGCCUCCACAUCUGGACAAGCUGACUGCAAAGGCCGUACGCCUUUUCUCACACAAGUGCCAGAAGUGCGGGCUGGCUACUUGCAAAAACGUGGCCUUGGGGUCUUCUGUCCCCUGCGUUGAAAAGGACAUGCCAUAUUUCGAGCUCGUUAGCCUGCUUCCCGAGCGUAUAGCAACCAUGUGCCUUGACGAGAUCGUUCAGAAGUACCCCGGCGCGGAGCAGAUUUAUACGAGAGCCGCUACGGCACUUGUUCAAACUCGGGUCCGUUGCCCGGUUCUUUUCCAUGGAUCUGGCAAAGUGUUUGCCCGUGACAUGCACAUCGGCCGAACGGAUAUGAAUGACGACGAGUUUCGAGAUGCGGUGGACGAAUUUGUCGCUACUAAGCGAUCUGGCGCUCGACACACUAGGGAGCAGAAAGAUCGUUUCAAGCACUUUCGGGAAGUGUGCGCCUGGGAUCCCACCAGCAGCGAGUUCAAGAGCUUCCCCACACGAAUCCACAGCCGGGAGGAGCUGGCAUCGCUGCCUCCGAGUUUGAGGCCGAACUCCAAUGCUAGAUACGAGAAGAAGAUGAAAGAGGACGCCCGGUACGAGAAUCUCCGAAAGGAGAAAGAUGAGAAGGCCAUGAAGAAGGCCAAGGAGAUGGCCGAAAAGGAGAAGAUCAAGGCCCAGAAGCUGGGUCACACCGGCUCCCUUGUCAUCAACUACCACUACAGCCAGCAGGGACCCUUUGGCAAGGGAGAAGAGGCUGAGGACAAUGGAAAGCGCUGGAACUGUUGCGGCCGCUCUGAAUUUGAGAAAUGCGGACUUUGAGAGCCUGGGCAAAUGACACGAAAAGGCAAGCAUUGCCGUGGGUCUUUUUCUUUUUCUUUUCUUUUCCUUUUUUUCGAGUGCCCGGGGCGAGUGUGCCCCGGGUAUCUCUUUCUAUCAUCG
This is a messenger RNA of Lasiosphaeria miniovina, 1338 nucleotides long. RefSeq lists its product as uncharacterized. The transcript has 3 exons. Lineage: Eukaryota; Fungi; Ascomycota; Sordariomycetes; Sordariales; Lasiosphaeriaceae. The coding region runs from base 1 to 1218 and encodes 405 amino acids. The record is from RefSeq and is a predicted model, not a curated record.